CCUAAAUAUACCUAAACCUUACCACAUACAUCAUGAUAUGGUUGCCUAUCGGACGGAGUCACGCAGCCAGGCUCCAAGCAUCCCGAUGUCUUUAUUAAGGGGCGCCAAGUUAAAAACCGAGUUCGAUAUUACACGUAUUAUUUAUUACACAUUACUACCUUACGCAUUGGUGUUAAUUAUCCUAUCCUAUGCGCGACUUUUCUAUCUUCUAUUCUGUCGUAUGUUGAGACUUGAUUGCCAAUUAUAGAAUUGCUCAUUUGGCCCCAACCUUUGAUUCCCUUUUUAUAUAUUAGUCAUCUGAUUUAAUAUGAUAAGUCAAUAAGAGCCAAUUAAUAUGACUUUGAGUUACAAAUGUUGAAAUAGUUUGUGUUGCUUGGGGGUAAAGACAACUAACAUACACUAUGUGACAUGCUACCUUUCUUAAAAUCCAAACAUUAUUGAAACACGGAAUGACAAGUAUAUAAGUAGAGGAAUUAAUCUUAAAUAUAUGGAAAAUUCGCUAUGAUCUCAAAUGUCAUGAUGGCGGUUCAAACUAACAGGAAAAUUCAGCACCUGGGAACUCUUGAUAACCAAUUUCGCUUUCUAAUCGACGACAAGCAUGUAGCAUACGUAACCGUUGAACCGGGUAUCUUGCCAAAGGGUGAUUGGUCAUUCAUAAAUUUUCUCUCAUUUCCCCCUGGUGACUGGAAUCGGGGUCACAUUUCGAAGGACCAACACACAGGCAGUUUAGCUUUCUCCUCUAUCUCAUAUAACAUUGUCCCAGGAGUUGAGGAUAUAUGGCACCAGACACAGAUCGACCAUUUAGAAUUUGAGCGGCUUGGUUCUCUAGGCCGGAACGUCCGCAUAGUCACGCACCCCUUCUUCCAUCAUCCAGUAAUCAUCAAAUUUGCUUCGUUUCCUUGUGAGAUAGGGUAUAUUGAGACUGAAACAACGAUGUAUAGUCGGCUUCAAGGCACAGGAAUUAGCCCUAAGUUCCUAGGCCACGUAACGGAAGAGGGUAGGGGGGUCAUCGGAUUUAUCUUAGAGAUUAUCAUGAAUAGCAGGCCAGCAGAACCUCGAGAUCUAACUAUCUGCCAAGAGGUCUUAUCAAGACUACAUGCUCUAGACAUAAAGCAUGGCGACAUUCACAAGGAUAACUUCCUCGUCCAAGGGGGAAAGGCAUUUCUAAUCGAUUUCGAGAUAUCAUAUUUAUGCGAUGAAGACAAGGAACUUGAACUUGAAUAUGAUCAUCUUAAAAAGCUACUGGCGGGUGCAUAAGGAAUAACUAGAGGAGGAGCACAAAACUAUACCAACCAGAAUAAGUUGACAUUUGAUACAGGUUAAAACAGGUAGUCUGAUCAAAAUUUGAAACUGCUCUUCGUUGAGAUGUUAUGGUUGAAGUAAAUCGUUGUUUAUUGGGUGUUUUUCUAUGAUUGCAAUGUAAAACUUCUCAAC
Molecule: messenger RNA, 1434 nt
Organism: Daldinia loculata
Lineage: Eukaryota; Fungi; Ascomycota; Sordariomycetes; Xylariales; Hypoxylaceae
Exons: 1
Coding region: 502-1257 (251 amino acids)
Source: RefSeq, a predicted model, not a curated record